CACUGAGCGCGCACAAACUUUCCCCGGCGCGGGUGGCUCAGUGCGUGGCCGUACCCUGCCAUGGCCUCCUGCGACCUGUCCCUUCUGUGCACCUCUGGCCUAGCCAUCGCCACGGCGCUGCUGCUCUGGGCCGCCAUCGGCAGGAGAAGGAAAGCUGGGGAACCUCCAUUAAUAAAUGGUUGGAUACCUUUCCUUGGAAAGGCUUUGAGUUUUAUGAAAGAUCCUUCAACCUUCUUGUUGUCUCAGCAACAAAAAUUUGGAAAUGUUUUCACUAUACACCUUGCUGGUAGAUACUAUACCUUUUUCAUGGACCCAUUCCAAUUUGUUUAUAUUAUCCGAAAUAGCAAGCAACUUGGAUUUCAAGAAUUUGCAGAUAAAAUGAUAUCCAGAACUUUUGACGUCCCAUCUAUAUUGAGUACAAAAUUCCCAGAACUGAAUGAAAACCUGCAUAGAAUGUACCAAUACCUACAAGGGAAGUCUUUGGACACACUUUCAGAAGACAUGAUGAAAAAUCUCCAACAAAUAUUUGAAAGGAAAUGCUCGCAAGCAACAGAUUGGGAAGCAGAAAAAAUGUACAAGUUCUGCUGCUCUGUAAUGUUUGAAGCCAGUUUUAUAACACUAUAUGGAAGAGUUCCUGCUGCAGAUGGCCACAAAGUUAUUAGUGAAAUCAGAGACAAAUUUACAAAGUUUGAUGCCAACUUUCCCUAUUUAGCUUUAGGCAUACCAGUUGAGUUGCUAGGAGCUACCAAGAAGGUUCGGAAGGAGCUUAUACAUCAUUUUUCAUAUCAGAAUAUGACAAAAUGGCUGGGAGGGUCUGAAGUGAUCCAAGCCAGAAAAGAUCUAUUUGAGAAAUAUGAGCUGCUCACAGUUUAUGACAAAGCAGCACAUCAUUUUACCUUCUUGUGGGCCUCUGUGGCAAACACAAUUCCAGCUACAUUCUGGGCCAUGUAUUAUCUUCUGCGGCACCCAGAAGCUCUUGCAGUGGUGCGUGACGAAAUUGACCAUUUGCUGCAGUCAACAGGUCAAAAGAAAGGGCCUGGAUAUAACAUCCACCUCACCAGAGAACAAUUGGACAACCUGGUCUACCUAGAGAGUGCUGUAAAUGAGAGUUUACGAAUGUCCUCAUCUUCCAUCAAUCUUCGCCUCUGCCAAGAGGAUUUUAUUCUCAAGCUUGAUGGGAAUCAGGAAGCCACCUUAAGGAAAGGAGACUUUGUAGCCCUUUACCCUCCAACUUUGCACAUGGACCCUGAGGUCUAUGAAGAUCCUAAGAAGUAUAAGUUUGAUCGGUACAUAGAAAAUGGCAAGAAGAAAACUACCUUCUACAAAAGGGGAAGAAAGCUGAAAUAUUUUCUGAUGCCUUUUGGCUCUGGAAGCACCAAGUGUCCUGGAAGGUUCUUUGCAGUUAAUGAAAUUAAGUUGUUUCUUAUUUUAUUUGUGACUCAUUUUGAUGCAGAAAUAGUGGAAAACAAGAACCUAGGAUUUGACAACAGUCGUAUGGGGCUUGGUAUUCUCUUGCCAGACUCUGAUAUUGCCUUUCGCUACAAGCUAAAGUCUUUGGAAGAGUAAGCUAUUGUAGAUUUAACACUAAUCUAGAUUUUUGCUUUAUUUUUUCGUUCUGAAUUUUCUUGGUAUAUUUUUUCUCAUUCUGGUUUCACGUCUGUAAGAGAAAUUGAAUAAUGAUUACCAUUUAAGGGCUGGAGGAUCACUUCCACAAACACCAAUAGAAAAGAGCAGGAAUGGCUGGAAAUUGGUAAGGGGGCAUGGAAGAAACAACUGAGACAAUGCCCCCCUGAACAAUACCUCAGUCAGCAACAGGAGCCACUGAAAGCCAGUCUACACUACACCUCUUAUUGUAAUAUAGGUUUUUUAAUUCAAGCAGUAGAAGCUCAUUGUUUUAGAUCCACAGGUUUAGGCCCUAAACAAGUACCCUUCUGAAGACAUCAGUACAACUAGGUAAAGAAAAAUGUUACUGAGGGGUAAGAGAGACAUGUAUAAAGACUUUCUACCAGGGAGGAGCUUCUACUAUCUAUUCUGCCUCCGUGGUGUCAAGACUUGCAACAAAAUUCUUUGAAGACUACACAAAACUUAAUCUUGUGGUUUCCUUCUCUUAGAGGGUCAAUGUUCUCUUUUAUAGCUCCCAAAUGUUUGUGGGGCAUAUGGAAAAUUCAAAUGGCCCCUCAAAACACCCCUAAACUAACAAAAACCCCUUAGAAAAAAAUAGUAUUUUUUAAAGUUAGAAGACCUAAACAAAUCCUGUGAUUCUGUAUCUAUACCACUGAAGUGCUGGUUGAGGUUCUCAAAGGCUCCUGGGAACCCCUAAUAAAUGAUACCACUAAAGGAGAGGCGAGGUGAGGUUUUUUUCCUCUCUCUCAAACCCCAUGGGAAAGGUGUCCUUAGCACCUCCUCUGUCCCCACCCCAGUAAUAAGUGUCUUAAGAUCAUAGAGAUUGGACACUGUGCUUCACUACCAAUACAUCUACAUAUUUUUCAAGAGCAACAUAUAAAUACCCUUUGUGUACUGAUUAUAAGUCAACCCUGUGUGUAAGUUGGCUUAUUUUCUGUUUCAGUGUUAUAAAAACAGUUUUUUUCUCUGAAUAAAAGUCAAUAACUGCAGAUAAAGAUCUCAAACUGAAAUUGCCUUUUACAAGGUCCCAUAGGAGAAUCACAAAACUAAGGACAGAAUCCAAAGGCUUAAAUAUGCUAAAAUAAAAAUGGCAUUGAAAAGAUUUCUAAUUUGGUAUUAUUGCAUAUGCAAGAAACACUGUAUGUUUUUCACAUGCUACAUGCUCCCUAAAUAAGACAUGCAUCUUUUUUAUUUUUUGGAAGACAGAAUGUAGGGGAAAAAAAAGAUUUUUCCAGAAUCCGUCAUGGCCCACAGUUGGCUCUUUCAUGGAGAUGCCAUGCUUCAAAAUGCCUGCCAGCUUCUCUCUCUCUUCCAACAAGUUGGGGGAGGGGGAGUGGGGGGUACAAAAGUAGACCAAGUUAGUUGUUAACCCUUUCACAGGCACUCAAACUGGAAGCAGCUCAACCAAAUAUUGUUUCCAAUUUCAGAGAAGCUGAGAAAGGGUCAACACUGCAACACUGGACUGUUAAAACACUGGACUGUGCCUGUUCUGCUUGCUGACCGGGAGAGAGAAGCUGGAAAUAACUACGAAGCACAGUGUCAUCAUACUUCUACUGUUCCAUGCUUUUCAGGGGGGUGAAGAAAAUGAGCCCUGCCCUCCCCCCCCCAUUAAAACAUGUCACAAUUUUGGAGGGCUGAUUUUUGGUGGAAAAGGGUGCAUGCAGUACAUGAGGAAAAACACCACUCUAAAUACAGAAAUCCAAACUGUCAGGGAUCUGCUUACAUGUUGGCCUUGCAUGCAUGUUGACUGUGUUUUUAUGGGCCUUUUGGAAGGAAAGAAAAUGUCAACUGAUAUAAUCAGUACAAUAUGGUAGUACUAUCCAAUGCACUGGUUAGUAAUCCGUUCUCUGUGAUGUUGUUUUUCUCUUCAUUAUGGCUAUUUUAAAGUAAAGGAGAAAAAAAACAACAACUCAGUUUUAGGCUCCUUUGGUCUUCACUACCACCCCCAGGAAAUACAACUUCUGGCACAUGGUACUUUUCAUAGGGAAAUGGUUUGAGAUAGUGUCUUUUUACAAUGUUGGGGAUGUAAUACUGGUUUAUUAGUAUCUUGUGAAAGUGAAGUGUGCUAUUUGCACACCAUUGCAGUAAAAAUCUACUGCAAUUAUAGUGCCUAUCCAACUGCCAUUCAAGUCAGAGGGAAGAUUCUGUUGACUUGAAUGAACUUUGGAUGAGACCUACACAGUCUACUGCUUUGUCUGAACCAUUAAACUGUAUUUGUAUAUGAGCCUGUUUAAAAGACACCAUCAACUUAACAAAAGACUUCCACUUAGCCUAGCCUGUUGCCUGUAAUACCUUAGAUUAUUCAAACUAAAUGAUACUAGAGGAGAAAGAAAUGUUGUGGUUAUUGUAUUACAUUCAUUUGACAACUGUUUCCAGUUUCUCUUUUGUAUAUCUUUUAUAAUAGCAAAAAGGUAAAGAUCUUCUAGGACAAAUGUGGUACUUAAAAUACUUUACAAUCAUUUUUAAAUAUGACUAAGUUACAAAUUGAUGGUGUCUUUUAAUCUAUGUUUGGAAAUAGAAUACUGUCCCUACAUAGUGUGAAGUAGUCUGAAUCACUGGCUCCUAUUUGGGUAACUUCCUUUAAUUGCUUAAUUCUACAUUCCUCGUGUUAUUUCGUGAUAGUUAAAAUGUGUGGAAUUUGUGUAAAACUCUAUAUUAUUAAGACAAGUUUAGAAAACUGCAAGCAACACUUUUAGUACUUAUUUAGUUUUACAACAAUUAGCUGUUUUCCCUUUUCUUCUUUUUAAAUAUUUCAAAGUUAUUCCAUUGCUUGAAAUAUAUUUCUGAUUGUUCUUGACUUGUCAAGAUGUUUAUUGUGGCAGGAAAUCCUAGAAAGUCAUCUGUCAUCCACGAGUAGUAUCUUUGAGCCAUGUACCCCAUCUACUCCCUUCCUGAAUGCCCGCUUCCCCAGCUACAGGGAUGUGGUGCUACACAUAUGCCUAAGGCCUUAAACAUAUACAUGCCACUUACAGAGGUUAGACUGCAGACAUGUUGGAGAGCCAUGUCAGCACAUAAAGGUUAGUUUGGGGAGCCAGCCUCUGCUCCCUUCCACAUGCCGAUUUGCAUUUAUCUCUGUAGUAGUGAGACUAACCCUCCACAGAAUUGUUGUGGCUACCUGGAUGUGAAAAGGGACAGAACAAUAUUAAUACAAACACAAUCUUAAUUUGUGACUCAUGGAAUUUGAGAACAUAAAUUGUGGAAAGUUCUUCAGGUGUAUUGAGUCACUUAAGAUUAGAUUUUCAAGUACUCAUUAACUUGUGCCUUUUUCGGAUGGUACCAAAAGCCAAAGGUGUCCAGAGGUGUAAGCACGCACAACAAAGCUUGAAGGGAAGCUUCAGAAACUCUGAAAAUUAAGGCUAAUGUGUCUCCAUCUAGUGGAGCACGCAAAGCUAGUGGAUGCUUUUAAAAAUGCUGGCUUUAAAUUCCUUGUGCCUCAUUCUCCCACUUCUUUAGAAUAGAGGAAAACAUAUCCACCUUUGUAGAGACCUUGAUGAAAACCACUACCUAAAUACUAAUGAUUAAAAUUAUUUGGUUUUAUUUUUACUUGAGAUCAUCCAAUUAUUUGUGUAAAUAGUACACCACAAGUAACCAUUACCAGAAAGGCUGUCAACGAUUCAAAAGCCAUAUUCCAAAUCCUCUGUGAAGAAAAGUAUGUUUUUGUGAGAGAUGUUGGGGAAACAUUUUUUUCUUCAUAUAUAAUAUCAGUGUCUACAGUGUUGGAGUAUACUCACAUUAAAUAGGCUUUGCAGUUGAUUAAAUGCCUUAACUUUGCUUCAGUAUUUAAUCAACAGCAAACACUGGUUAUGGCUUUGUAUACUGUAGCACAACAGAAUAAAAUCUGUUUUUAUGUAGAUCCUCUCACAUUGAGAUUAGUUACUAAUGUAGUGACUCUGUAGGCAAACAGAGUGGCAAUUAUAUACUCAGCCGUAGCUCACAAUCCAGCUUAGACAUUAGAACCUGUUUUAUUGAGAGAGAGAAAAUGUUGACAUCAUUAUAGUGUUGACUAUAUUACAUUAUUGCUUAAAUGUAAGCUGUAAAAUGUCUCAUGCCACAGUUAUGAUAAAUCCUUCUUUGGCAUUUCACUUUGAAACAAAUUUGAAGCAACUGUGAAAAUAAAGUAGGUAUUUGUUUUAAACAGAAGAACUUUUUGAAUCAUACUGUGUUUUUAGGGUUCUGAAUUGCAUGUUCCAACAUAAUUUAGAAGGACAUAAUGGGACCAUGCCCAAGAUGACUAGAAAUUGUUACUGAUUUCUGAUUAAUCACUGAUUGGUUUAUACAGUAUCUGUUCAGAAAUAAAACAAGGGAUAGAGAAUCUGCGAACAGGCAUAUAUAAACUAAAUAUAACUUUAGGUUACACAAAUGCCAGGCUAUAAAUUUGGGAGUAAGGGUUCAAUUCAGCAAGGUACAGAGUACUGUCUACAUUUACUUAUACCAGUAUGAAUAAAGAAUUCUCUAUAUCUCACAAGACUUGAUUUAGAGUAAAACUGCCCACCGUUUUUGUUAAAUAAUCAAAUGAAUAAAAAUUAAACAAGGCAGAGAAGUUCCUUUUCUAACUUGACCCAGACCUUCCUACAGUAGUAAUCUGUGCUAUUUCAGGAAUUUGAAAGAUGUUCUAGUUCACAACUUUUGCGGCCGUCUAACCACCCAAUACUGUUUGUUAAGGGCUGUAGUUCCCUGGUGAGGUCUCACCCAUGAACUAUCUCUAGACUCUAGCAAUGAUUCACUCUUGUAUUUCAAGCUAUUUGACAAGUAUGGUCCCCACCAGCACCAUUUCAGCACAUGCUCUUACUAUGAGUAGAUGCUGGUAAGGUGAAUCCCCCUCUCCCCUAACCCACCUUUUAAAAGGUGGAAAGAAGGAAUAUUUGAGCCAGUUACUCUUCUGGAUCAUGCUUGCUGAUCAGAAAUGCUGACUAAACAAGGUCUGCAGCGAACUGAGCCUGCUGCCACUAGCCAAAACAAUUCACUACCUUCCCACAAAUAACCCAACAUCUACCACUCCUGUUGAAACUGGAGUCAGAGCCUGUGGCCCACAGGAUUUCCACCUGGGGAACCGUGGGAGCUUUCAGUUACUGGGUAUGAAAUGGACAAUCCCCUAAUGAACUCCCACUGGUCUCAGUUAGAUGCAUGGCUGAUUCUUUAGCCGAUCACAGUGCAUUGAGGAAUUCCACACUUGCUGCACGAGGCAGGAUGUACAUACAGGUAUCAAUCUAUCAAGGGUUUUCAGUGGCAUCUUGCAUCACAGAGCCAAAGUUCAAAUAGCAUUGGGGGUCAUUUUAUCCAAAAUAGAUAACUUGCCCAUAUAGGGAAACUGUUGCUGUUUACAACAAUGAAUUGUCCAUAAUACUCCAAAGUCAUCAAGCCUUCUGCUGUUUUGGCAUCCUCUUGUUAUCUCCAGAGAUAAACAAGAGGCCACUUAGGCCUUGCAGUGUGGUGAACAUCCUUUCCAUACAUAGGACUCCUUCCUUGCCUGUUAAUGUUGUUUCAUAUGUCAGCCAGGCGGGGUGCACAAGAGCUCCUCAGUUCACUGGACUUUCUGUUUUGUGACAGGGAGGGAUCCUAUGGGGAAAUGAUGUACUGCCUCAGCAGCUGUAAAAGUGAAACUGCUGAUCAGCAGCAGCCCCCUGGUGCAGUAACACCACAUUGACCAGAGUGCAUGCAGGUGCUAACUUUUCCCUCAAUUUUUUUUGAGAGAGAGCAAUUCUCUGCCUAUACACAAGCAGUUCAUAUUUAAAAUGUGAAAGCUGUAAGCCAACAGAGUCACUUCUGGGAGCAGUCAAAAGAGUCUGAUAUCUUUUUAAAAACGUUUUUCCACUUAUAGAAGUGAAUUCUUCAUUAUCAAAAUGUGAGCACCAGUAUUGGACACUUUUAUUUCUAAACAAUGUUUUCUUUGGUACUGAGCAACAUUGUAAGCUACCGUAUAGUUUUGCACAAAGUAGAGUGCUGCCAUAUAUGAUUAUAUGAAUGUACCUGUUUGCAAAUUAUAUAUUUCAAUUGAUAUAUUUCUAGCAAUAUGUUUUUAACAUGCUAAUAAAGACCAGGUAAGAAAGUGUUCCUUAGUUUACUACCCUAAAGUCACUAUAACAUAGUUCACUACCUUACACAACUCUCAGAAUUGCUAUUUUUAUGAGUAAUCACUAAUCUGUAAACUUUACUUGUAUAAAUAGCCUUUAUUUCAUUAUCAUGGACCAUUCUUCCCGUCAAAAGAUUGUGAAUUGUUCUUAAUUCCAUAAACUGACAUUUGUAUAUAGAACAAUGGUUAGAUUCUGAAUUUAAUAUCUUAUAGGAAUUGUAUAUGUCAAAGAUGCUAUAAAAUUGAAUACAUAUAUUUUAAUAAUAAAUGACUUCCUGUG
Messenger RNA from Gavialis gangeticus (Gharial), 7973 nucleotides. RefSeq names its product 25-hydroxycholesterol 7-alpha-hydroxylase. Gene Ontology annotation, biological process: bile acid biosynthetic process; cholesterol homeostasis. Gene Ontology annotation, molecular function: iron ion binding; heme binding; oxidoreductase activity, acting on paired donors, with incorporation or reduction of molecular oxygen. The coding region runs from base 61 to 1566 and encodes 501 amino acids. The transcript is spliced from 6 exons. The record is from RefSeq and is a predicted model, not a curated record. Lineage: Eukaryota; Metazoa; Chordata; Crocodylia; Gavialidae.